UGGGCAGGGCACAGCCGCCCAGAACGUCUCCUGCCUCGUCUACCGGGCAGAUUUCAUGAACUGCACGUGGGCCCGGGGUCCGGCCGCCCCGGAAAACGUCCAGUACUUUCUGCACCUCCGAGACCUACAGUCAGGGAGCGAGAGAGAGUGUCCCUAUUACCUGAGAGAUGCAAGGGCCUCCCACGUGGGAUGUCACCUCCAAGGGGCCUCAGAGUUCGGUUCCGAGAUGUACAUCCUCGUCAACGGCACCAGUCCCAGCGCAGGCAUCCAGUUCUUUGACGAUCGGUUGAUAUUAAAGACAAUAGAAAUCUACGACCCCCCCGGCAACAUCACCAUCCACUGCAACGCCUCCCAGUGCCUCAUCCAGUGGGACACGCCCAGGAUCCGCAUGUUCCUGUCCAACUGGGAGAUGGAGUACCAGCUGGACAUCCACAGAGAGGUGAGCGAGGGCCACUGCACGCCGGACUGUGUAUGA
Myotis davidii is the source of this 475-nucleotide messenger RNA. RefSeq names its product granulocyte-macrophage colony-stimulating factor receptor subunit alpha-like. The coding region runs from base 56 to 475 and encodes 139 amino acids. Lineage: Eukaryota; Metazoa; Chordata; Mammalia; Chiroptera; Vespertilionidae. Gene Ontology annotation, molecular function: protein binding. The record is from RefSeq and is a predicted model, not a curated record. The transcript is spliced from 3 exons.